Messenger RNA from Diaporthe amygdali, 1605 nucleotides. RefSeq names its product homogentisatedioxygenase. Gene Ontology annotation, biological process: L-phenylalanine catabolic process. Gene Ontology annotation, cellular component: cytoplasm. The record is from RefSeq and is a predicted model, not a curated record. Bases 1 to 1605 code for a protein of 534 amino acids. Gene Ontology annotation, molecular function: homogentisate 1,2-dioxygenase activity. The transcript has 3 exons. NCBI's taxonomy places the organism in Eukaryota, Fungi, Ascomycota, Sordariomycetes, Diaporthales, Diaporthaceae.
AUGGGCAGUCUGUUCAUCAACGACGAAGGCCUCCACCACACGGCCGUGUUGGGACAUAUAUCACAGCCUACGCCUCAUGAUCCCUUUCGAUACCAACACGGCUUCGGCAACCAUCAUGCAUCAGAGGCAAUUGCUGGUGCCCUGCCAAGGAACGGCACAAACCUGCCGCAGAAGCACCCAUAUGGCCUCUAUGCCGAGCACCUGAACGGCACGUCAUUCAUCUCGUCACGCGAGUCCGUACUCAAUUCCCGCUUACCAGUUCCUGCAAAGGUCGAGUCGUGCUUCCUACCCCUGAAUCCCAACGUCGACUUCACACCACUCACGCACACAUGGGGCCCUCCAACACUGCAGCCCGUCCCGACAGACGGCAGCGGCAACGCGCCAAGGCCUGUGACUUUUGUUGAAAGUCUUCGCACCCUUUGCGGCCAUGGCGACUCCACCCUCAAGGAAGGUCUCGCCGUCCACACCUACGCCUUCGAUGCCGACAUGAACCGGCAAGCGUUCGUGAGCAACGACGGAGAGUUUCUUCUUGUCCCUACCCGUGGCAUCCUCGACAUCCAGACGGAGCUUGGCCACCUCCGCGUACCGCCUGGCUCCAUAGCCGUCAUCCCACCCGGCUUCCGGUUCUCCGUCAACAUUGCGAGUUUCCCGGAGAGGGCUGGUGCGUCCGGCUAUAUCCUCGAGGCCUUCGGGGCUCACUUCAAGCUCCCUGAACUGGGGCCUUUGGGUGCAAAUGGGCUAGCUCACGUCCGAGACUUCCAGUAUCCCGUGGCGAGCUUCGACGUUGACUUUGACCCGCUGCCAAUAACACCGGCCGACAGCCAAUCAUUCCCCACUACAACAUCCCCAUCCGACUGGCGCAUCAUCACUAAGCUUGCUGGCAAGUUUUAUCAGUACACCCAAAAACACACCCCCUUUGACGUGGUUGCCUGGCACGGCCGGUAUAGCCCUUACAAGUACGACCUGUCUCACUUCACCCACCUCACCGCCAAUACGGACCAGCUUGACCCUACGGCUUACACCGUCCUCACCGCGCCCUCCAAAUGGCCGGGCGUGAGCCUCGCCGAGUUUUGCGUCUUUGGUGAAAAGUACGCUGUCGCGAAGGACACGCUCCGGAUACCGUACCACCACCGCACCAUGGCCACGGAGCUGGUGGGCAUCAUCAAGGGCAAGUACGGCGGCAGUGUGAGGAGGCUGGAGGCGGGAGGAUUGAGCUUCGAGCAGGGCUACAUGCCGCACGGUGAGAGCUACGAGUGCUGGAGGCGUGAGUCUGAGAGGGACUUGAAGGCGGAUGUUGUAGGGAGAGACUUCUUGGGGUUCAUGUUCCAUGCGUCUUCGCAUGUCGGGCUUACCAAGUGGGCCACAGAAAGGCAUCCUGAUAUUCGCUUGGAAGAACCCAACUUCUGGGACAACCUCCGGGCGCCCUUUGCCGACAGGCUGAGCCAGGCGAGCCAGGCGCUGGAGAACAUGAAGGUGGCAAACGACGCUGCGAUUCAUGCUGAGCUGACAGCCCUGGCAUUCGAGGUCAUGGCGAACCGGAGGAGGCUCAGUGUCAGGAGUGUCACGGAUGACGAAGAUGAUCACAUUCACCCUAAUACUUUUUGA